AUGGAGUUGGAGGAGGGGCCCCGGCAAACACACCCAGCGGCGCAGCUCCCCGCCGCCCACCAAAUGCACACACACUCACACACAGUGAGAAGAAAGCGGACUCCGCCCCCGCCUGGCUGCUCGGCGGUGCCGAUCUUGAUGUUUGCCUCAUUGCCUAUCUUGCAGUGGCCACGGCUUUGUGCCUUUUUUUCCCCCCUGCUCUGUCUUACUUUCUGUCCCACGCAGCUACAAAGAAGCGAGGAGCCCCCACCGUCCCUCGCUGCGGAGAGCAACAGAGCGAAGGCGGCGAGGGUGCGGGGGACGUCACUUCGGAUGCCCUCGCAGCGCGCCGUGAGGUCCGCGCAGGCGUUUUUAGGCAAUGCGCCGCUGACGUCGGCGCGGGAGGAUCUUGGCCUGGAGGAUGUGCCGCACAACGACGAGGGGCUGCGGCGCCUGGCCGCCGAUGCAAACUGGAGCGCCGUGCUGCUGUUGGCGGAGCAGUUGGCCGCCGAGACGCCCCACGAGGUCUCCGCCAAACUGCGAUACACCCUUGUGCAGGUGACGGCGCAUUUUAGCAUGCAGCGCUACGCGGCCGCGAAGAAGUUGGUGGACGCGCUGGGCGACCUCAACAGCGACCGAUUCAUCGACCCGGCGACAAACGAGUCGGUGGUGCCCUUUUCCCUUCGCUUCAUUAGCGCCCUCUUGCCUAGCUACUGCGGCACCGCCAUGGAGACGCAGCGGCGGCUGUACGUUUUGCUGGACGAGUGCCAAAGCCACGCAGGCGUGGCGGCGUCCCCAGCCUGGGAGGCCCGCCUCAAGCGGGUUCAGCGGGCGCUCGUGGUGAGCCACUACCAGGCAGAGCAGUACGCUGAGGCGAUACGGCUCUCUGAGGCGAUGAUAUCGGCGGAGCGCUACGACGAUGAGGAGCGCGCCGACUUCAGGGUCCUGCAGCAGAUGUUGCAACUGCAGCAGCUUGCGACGUUGUGUCUGCACUGCGGCAACACGUUGCUAGCCGAGGAUGUCUUUCGGGCAAUUGAGGGCCUCAGCACCGCCGACGAGACGGACGACGUCCAGCAGUUCCAUCGCUUUCUGCUCAUGCUCAACCGUGCACUCUGGCUGACGUUUAACAACAAGGCGGAUGAGGCGGCGCACAUCUUUCGCGAGGUGGCACGCGGCACAAGUGAGUUUUGCCGCGACCUGGGCACGGCGGGGACCUGCCCCGCCGCUGUUCCCACGGUUUCCUUAUCCACCAGCGCCACGGCCGGCCUCGCAGCUGCCAGGGCGCAGUCGGCUCUCUGCCAAAAGGCUUUUCACCGACUCUGGGUGGACGCGGCGACUUCGCACGUGGCCUGCAUCCCUUACGAGGCCACGCGCAACAAGAGCCCGACCACCCUGAUGGCGGGCAUUAUUGGCACCCUGGAGGGCUACUUGCGGCAGAACCCUGUGGAGCUGCUGCACUGCGACGCGUUCCUCAGCAACAGUGUGCGCUUCUACACCCUGGAGGGGGGCGCACAGCAGAAGAAAAUGGGACUACUGACGGACAUGCUUGAGGUAUUUCGCUAUGAACGAGGGUGUCUGCCGCCGCUGGACAAGAUGGUGUAA
Molecule: messenger RNA, 1581 nt
Organism: Trypanosoma conorhini
Lineage: Eukaryota; Euglenozoa; Kinetoplastea; Trypanosomatida; Trypanosomatidae
Exons: 1
Coding region: 1-1581 (526 amino acids)
Source: RefSeq, a predicted model, not a curated record